Molecule: messenger RNA, 2088 nt
Organism: Drosophila rhopaloa
Lineage: Eukaryota; Metazoa; Arthropoda; Insecta; Diptera; Drosophilidae
Product: tRNA methyltransferase 10 homolog A
Exons: 2
Coding region: 90-1085 (331 amino acids)
Biological process (GO): tRNA N1-guanine methylation
Cellular component (GO): nucleus; nucleoplasm
Molecular function (GO): tRNA binding
Source: RefSeq, a predicted model, not a curated record
UGCAGCACUCUGACAACUCUGUCGAAACAGCUGUUUGAGAUAUUGGCAUUUAAUUAUUUAUUUAAUAUUUAUCAUUACAAACACAUCCCAUGGAUACGGAGGAAAAAGAGCUAGAAGUGGUGCCUCCGGCAGUGCUCAGCCUGAGCAAUUGCCCAGGCACCACGCCCGGCACGCCGCAAAGCAAAAACCAGCUGAAGAAGCAACGCAAACUGGCGGAGUUUGCGGAACUCCGGAAGUUGCGACGCGAACGGGAGCGGGAGAAGAAGAAGCAGAAGCGGCGGGAGGCCAAGGAGCAGGGUCUGCCCAUCCGGACGGGUCCAUCCCGCAAGGAGCUCAAGAAACGCCAGGCGGUGGACGGCGGCCAGUCGGCACUCUCCGUUGCCAUCGAUCUGGAGUACGAUGACUUGAUGCAGGAGCGGGACAUCGCCAAGUGCGUGAAGCAGUGCCUCCGGAUCUACACCAUCAAUCGGCGGAGUGCGCAGCCGGGCAAGCUGCACUUCACGGGCAUUCGGCGAAACGGGCAUAUCCACGAGUCGUUUAGGAAGAAUGACGGCUGGGAGAACUGGCACGUGGAGUACCACUUCGACCGCGGACACACUGAUGUCUUCGACACCAGCCAGCUGGUCUAUCUCACCUGCGAGUCGGACCAGGUGCUAGACAAGCUGCAGCCUGGCUGCACCUACGUCAUCGGCGGCCUGGUGGACCACAAUCACUUCAAAGGCCUGUGCCACUCGCGAGCAACCGAGGCGGGCCUGGCCACCGCUCGCCUGCCGCUCAGCGAGCACGUGGACAUGAAGACGAGGGCCGUGCUCAGUACAUACCACGUUUUUGAGCUGCUGACCAAGGUGGCUGCUGGCCAGGAUUGGACAUCGGCCAUCCUAGACACGAUUCCGAUGCGCAAGGGAGCCAAGGCGAAGGUCACUAAUGGAAAGGAAACGCAGGGGCAGCUUCUCGUGCAAGACGAGGAUCUGGAGCAGGACGACGAUGAGGAGCAUGACGAGAAGAAACAGGAGGCUGAGGUGAAGGAACCAAUCCCAACCGUCUCAUCGGAAACCGAAACCGAAAACCAAUUGCUGGGCAGUUGACAACAGUCGAGAUCGCAAUUCGAGGUCUUUUUGAUUUUUAUUUCAGUUUCUUUUGUUUUUACAAAAUCACAUUUAGUUUUGUUUCGCAAAUUAAAUUACAACUUAAAAUACAUAGCGCAAAUAAUAAUUAGAAUACAAAAAAAAAGUGUGUUAUUUGAUUUUAUGUUUCAGUUAUGUUCUACAACGUACGAUGGUGGGCAGCGAAAAAAAUCGCCGGUAAAACGAUAGCGUCUUGUAAUUUUCGUUAAUUGUUUUGUUUGGUUUUUAUGAUUUGUGCACGUCAUAUGGCGAAUGGGUUUAAAAAUAGCACCGAACCAGAUUUCUUCAUAAUUUCGUUUGUUUACUAUAUUUGUCAUUUUUUUUGUUUUUGGUUUUUUAAUUGCUGCUUUAGGCUUUUGAUUUGGAUUCAGAUUAAGUAGCUUAACGCCCUCACAGCGACAUCUAUAUAAACCAUACAUAUAUAGGUGAGUGUAUCUGUAGUAUAUGUACAUGUUGCAUGCCGUCGCUCGUUGUUGUUUCUGUUUGUGGUCAGUGGAUAUAAACACAAAAUGGCAAAUACAAUCUAGAGUCAUACAGUAAAAUAGGAAUAAGCAUAAGGAUAUAUAAACACAAUAAUGUACAAAGCAAUCGAAAGAAAACGAAAAACAAAGAAAACAUCUUUUGGCUUAAUUUUAGGGUAGUUUUGGGUGUUUAAUUUAGUUUAGUUUCGUAUAUGUAUAUUAGCAGACCGAUCACUAGUGUAUAGCAGUAUAGCAAAAUAUAUAACUGAUCUCCACCUGGGAAAAUAUAACCGUUUCAACUGUCCGUGUCGUGUCGUCUGUCGGUUUGUUGUGUUCCGUGUUCUGUGUGUGUGUGUGUGUAUAGUGUGUGUAGCAUAUGUAUGUUAAGAUAAUAGCUUUAUAAUACGACAAAUCGGAGCGAUCUCCGACUCGAUCCCAUCCUUACUUGAAGUCAUCCGUUUCGAGUAUCUCAAAGUCGCUCUCAUCCGACGAAUCCAAGGCGG